AUGAAGUCUAUCUUUGCUGCUAUUGUUGCCCUUGGUGUUUCUGUUGUUUCUGCUCAAUAUAAUAUUGUCAGUAUAACUUCUCCUCUUAAGGGCGCUGUUUAUGUUGCUGGUAAACCCGCUACUAUCAGUUGGAUUAACCCACAAGUCUCUGUUAUUCCUAAGAUUGUUUUAGCUAAAGGUCUUCCUAGUGACCUUCAGUAUGUUGCUACCAUUGCCCAAGAUGUUGAUGCUAAUGCUGGCUCUUAUGUUUGGAAUGUUCCUACUGAUUUGCCAGCUGCUGAUGACUAUGCUCUUGAAUUAGGUAAUAAUCCUAAUGUUUCUUACUCUGGUCUCUUUACUAUCAAGCAUGAAGAAGGUGUUGUUUCUACCGAAACUACUACUACUACAGAAGCUACUACUCUUACUACAGUAACUGCUACUCCUACUACAGAAGCUACUACAGAAGCUACUACAGAAACUACUACAGCAGCUACUACUGAAACUACAGCUACUACAGAAGCUACCACUGAAACUACAACUACUACA
Cokeromyces recurvatus is the source of this 525-nucleotide messenger RNA. RefSeq lists its product as uncharacterized. The annotation marks the transcript as partial. Lineage: Eukaryota; Fungi; Mucoromycota; Mucoromycetes; Mucorales; Mucoraceae. The transcript is spliced from 2 exons. The record is from RefSeq and is a predicted model, not a curated record.